This is a messenger RNA of Fragaria vesca subsp. vesca, 485 nucleotides long. Its product is annotated as gamma-terpinene synthase, chloroplastic-like. Bases 59 to 418 code for a protein of 119 amino acids. NCBI's taxonomy places the organism in Eukaryota, Viridiplantae, Streptophyta, Magnoliopsida, Rosales, Rosaceae. The transcript is spliced from 3 exons. The record is from RefSeq and is a predicted model, not a curated record.
CUCCUCCUCUCCCUCAAUCUUGUUCACAAAACUCACUAGGGCUACUAGAUAUUUAAGAAUGCUAAUGCCAGCACCGGCACUGGUGCAUGUACAUCAUACAACAGCAACAAAGCAAUCCUCCUUCACCCUCUCAAACUCGUCAGCCAAGGUUAUUGAUCCUCCGGUAGCUCAUCAACGCCGACUAGCUCAAUAUCAUCCUACCAUUUGGGGUCCCAAGCUCAUCGAUUCCUUCUCCACUCACUACACUCAUGAAUCAUAUGCCUCACAAUUAGAGGGUCUAAAGCAGAAUGUUUCUAGAGCUUUGGUUGUAUCAAGUACUAAAGGCGAUGCUUGUUCGAUUUUAAAGCUCAUAGACUCGAUGCAGCGGUUAGGAGUAGCAUACCACUUUGAAAAGGAGAUCCAAGCAGCUAUCAACUGAUAUACUGGGCAUCCAUCAUAACACGACUUACAGAUGAUUUGGGCACUUCCAAGGCUGAAAACGAGAG